AACAAUAGCUGGGUUCUCGUCUCUUUGCUCCUGGCUUGGUAUAGGUUCAUGUCGCCCAAAUCAUACUCUCUCUCUCUCUCGGCAUUGCUACAUUUUUCAGUUUUUCACCAAACUUUAUUCUCUCUCUCAUCGCUGGAUAUCUAAUCUCCAUACCCCAUCUGUCUCGCUCUCUUCCGGAAAUAAACAAGAACAAUAUCCGCCGGAGACUUUGACGUCUCUGUCGACUCUGCUUUUAUAGCUUGCCGGAGUCUUUGUCCUUUCUGUCGACUUUGCUUUCAUGACAUGCGAUGGGACAAAUUGCAGCGCUUUGGACCUCUCAACAUUUUUACCUUCUAUUCUCCUUUUUAAUUAUAUCACUAUUCAUCUUCUCCCACUCUCUGAUUCCCUCUUUCUAUUGCUUUCUCUCUCUCUCUCUCUCCAAGAAUUAGAGCAUUAUGGAAAACUCCAACUCCAACUCUUCAUCUCACUCCCAAACGCAACAAUCUACACCUGAAUCAGAUGGGGCGAAUAUCUCUGUGCCAGUUUUCUCUGCCUCUGAGAUACUUGAAAAGCUUCGACAAAAAAGCGGAUCAGACAAGAAGCAACCUUAUCCGGCAAUGUAUUCCAGCAUAUUUGGUGGAAUAACUCUAGACCCUGAUAUGAUGGUGAUUCCCAUUGAUGAUCACAUGGUUCAUCGAGGGCAUGGAGUCUUUGAUACUGCCAUGAUUAUUGAUGGGUACUUGUAUGAGUUGGAUGCUCAUCUAGAGCGAUUCAUGAGGUCAGCAUCACUGGCAAAGAUCCCAUCUCCUUUUCCCCUCUCAACUUUGAGGAGCAUCCUCAUCCAAACAACUGCUGCAUCAAAAUGCAAGAUGGGCUCACUAAGAUACUGGCUUAGCUCUGGACCUGGUGAUUUCUUGCUAUCACCUGCUGGCUUCCCUGCAUUCUAUGCAGUAGUAAUAGAUUUUGAUUACUCACCAUGUACUGAAGGUGUAAAAGCCAUAACAUCAUCCAUACCUAUGAAAUCUCCCCUCUUUGCUGUGUCAAAAAAUGUCAAUUAUCUCCCAAAUGUUCUCUCUGUGAUGGAAGCGGAGGAGAAAGGAGCCUUUGCUUCCAUUUGGGUCGAUCGCCAUGGGUAUAUAGCUGAGGGUCCUAAUGUGAAUGUUGCUUUCAUAACCAAAACCAAGGAAUUGGUUUUGCCUUCUUUUGAGAAGAUUCUUAGUGGAUGCACUGCAAAGAGGCUUCUCGCUUUGGCACCCAAGCUGGUGGAGAAAGGCCUCUUGACAAAUGUUCGUGUUGCUGAUAUAACAGUAGAGGAGGCAAAGGGUGCGGUGGAGAUGAUGUAUGUUGGGAGUGGGCUUCCCAUUUUGCCUAUUAUAAUGUGGGAUGAAGAACCUGUUGGAGAUGGAAUGGUGGGGGAAUUGACAAUGGCACUCUCCAAGCUUCUAUGGGAGGAUAUGGUAGCUGGUCCGGAUACACAAAGACUUCGUGUUCCCUAUGCAUGAUGCAGAAGGUCUCCUCUUGCUAUUUCUUAUGUUGAAGGCUUUUAUACCACCUCUAGAGGCUUGCAAGGGCCAUGCUUUGAUGCUUCUCUCUUCCUUAUCCCUUUUUAAGUUGAGCUCUUUCAAUUAUCAAACCUUUGGGAGCUCACGUUAAAGGGGGCUUUGUUGUUCAUGAAUUGGUGGUUGCUUGUCAUGUGGAGAAUAAAAUGUUGGUGCUUUUUCUUCUUUGUUUUCCCCUUUUUCUGUGUAGUGUAGCGGUAGGAUUCGAACUUCUUAGUGUUACAACUAUCAACGCUUUUAACCAA
Molecule: messenger RNA, 1783 nt
Organism: Amborella trichopoda
Lineage: Eukaryota; Viridiplantae; Streptophyta; Magnoliopsida; Amborellales; Amborellaceae
Product: D-amino-acid transaminase, chloroplastic
Biological process (GO): carboxylic acid metabolic process
Molecular function (GO): catalytic activity
Source: RefSeq, a predicted model, not a curated record